AAAACCUUCGGAAUUUAGAAUUAUACGUUGAAUUUCCAGUAAAAUUUGCUACCCUGAACAUUGCAAUAGUUAGUUCACAUCCUUAUGCUUUACGCCAUAGUUGACGAGAUCCAAUUUCAGCGAGCUCUGCACUUUCUCUCUCCUCAUUCUUCGGAUCCCAAUUUCUCCAUCAAUUUGAUUAAUCUCAUCGCCUUUUCCCUCCAAUUUCUCCAUCAAUUAUUCACCGCCGAUCAUCGCAUUUCGGCUUGAUAGUGGCCCUGAUUUCUAAUCGUUGAUUGAUUGACUGAAAGAUUUUAGGGGUUGGAGUGGUUUAGGUGCAAUUGCACUGUAAAAAACUGCUGAAAUCUAUCUAUGUUUGGGGGACUGGUGAAUACUAAUAGUCCCCAUCUCCGGAAAUCUGGCAGUAGACCUGUUAUUGGCGAAUUGGGUGAAAGCAGUGAAGAAGCUCUUCUGCAUUCAUCUGCGUCUAAUGACAUGAAGGGUAUAAGUUUAACGUCCCCGCUAAGUAGCGCUGUGAUCAUGCCAUCACCCACUUUCUUGUGGAGAUUUAAGAUUGAUUUACAGGUACUGCUGUUUUUCGUCUGGGGGUUCUGCUGUUGCAAGAUUGGAUGGCAUUCUGUAAUGCGAAUGAGCGCUGAUCUGAGAGAUCUCUUCUUGUAUGAAGCAUUUUUAUACUACAAUCCUCUUCUGCUCGUGACUUUGAUGGUUUGGCUUUGGGGAAUAAAUUUAUGGGUCUUUUCUCAGGCUAAUGCCAAUUAUGCUAAAAUAUUUGACGUUGAUCAAAAUCAUCUUACUCACAGAGAAAUAUGGAAGUGUGCUACCUGGAUGACCAUCAUAGUUCCAACCAGCAUGACAGCAUACCUUUAUCUUUAUUCAGAUGGAGAAGUGUCAUUAGCAGCAUCUCAACCAGUUCUUUUGUACAUUGCAGCUCUUAUGCUUUUGAUAUCCCCCUUUGAUAUUUUUUACUUAUCGUCGAGGUACUACCUGCUGAGAACUCUUUGGAGGAUAGUUCUUCCCCUGCAGGCGAUCACAUUUUCGGACUUCUUCUUGGCUGAUAUCUUGACGUCCAUGUCCAAGGUGUUGUCAGACUUGGAGCGUUCAGUCUGCCGCAUGGUCCAUCGUCAGGUUGCUACUAUUGCAUGGUUUGAAGCUGAUUCUGUAUGUGGCAGUCACUCUGUUGCUAUUCCAGUGGUUCUUGUUCUACCAUAUAUUUUUCGGCUAUUUCAAUGUCUUCGGCAAUACAAGGACACUGGAGAGAAAUCAAGUCUCUUGAAUGCUCUAAAAUACUCCACAGCAGUACCUGUUAUCUUCCUUUCAGCGCUCAAAUAUCAUGUGUUCCCAGAUAAGUGGACAAACAUAUAUCGGCCACUGUGGUUGAUGUCAAGUGUUUUGAAUUCGACGUAUUCCUUCUAUUGGGAUAUCACUCGAGAUUGGGAUAUGAGUUGUUUCACUCGGAUUUUCAAGUUUGGAAGACCUAACAUAUGCUCAUACCUACUGCAUGGACGGACAUGGGUUUAUUGCUGGGUGAUUGGAAGCAAUUUGAUAAUGCGAUGUACUUGGACGUACAAGCUUUCUGCCCAUCUCCGACAUAAUUACCUUACCGUUUUUGCCAUAACGGCUUUGGAGAUCUUCCGUCGUUUUCAAUGGGUUUUCUUCCGCGUUGAAAAUGAGUGGAACAAAAUGAGCGCAAAGUCACAUAUUCAGUUAUCAGAGAACGACGAUCCAACCGAGGAUUCUAAAUUACUUGACUCAGGGAACUAUAGUGUAUGAAAUACUCCGUAAGCGGACAGAGAUUUUGCUUAUGAAUAGUCAUGUGUAUUCAUCUGAAAUUUUGACCCAUUCUUUAUAAAAAUGAGAAUAUUUCAUGCAUAUGAGCAAACGAAGAGCAACAUUUGGUUUUAAGAA
Molecule: messenger RNA, 1905 nt
Organism: Spinacia oleracea (spinach)
Lineage: Eukaryota; Viridiplantae; Streptophyta; Magnoliopsida; Caryophyllales; Amaranthaceae
Exons: 14
Coding region: 352-1770 (472 amino acids)
Cellular component (GO): cytoplasm; membrane
Source: RefSeq, a predicted model, not a curated record